CCAGGGCUGGGAGAGAGGACCAGGCACCUGAACACUGGGAUCUGCAGCUUCUACUCGCCUAGAGCUCCUCAGCACCGAGAGGGAGCCCCAGUCAUGAAGAGGUUUCUCCUGGCCACCUGUCUGGUGACUGUGCUGCUGCAGGAGGCAGGUGCAAUUCCAGCACACCAGGUCCCUGUCAAAACCAAAGGCAACCAUGUGAUCCUUGAGCAGGAAACAGAGAAGGCCUUGGGUACCAAACUCACGGAGCCCCUGGAAAAGGACAACCAGCUGGGGCCAUGGCUGCCUGUGCCCAAGCAGAAGUUUGCAGCUGCUGAGGAAAAGCAUUCAGACGCUGCGACCUUGGUGGAGACUGAAGAAGACAUUCUGAGCCGUUUUCGGAACCCUCGUCAUGGUCCAGAACCAGAUCUCGACAGCAUUGACCAUCCGACAUACGAGGAGGUCCAGGAUGAGGAAGUGCCCCAGACGUGGCCCCUGAUGUAUCGUCAGGUGCUCCAGGGGCCAGAGGAGGACCUUGACCACAUCUCCCACUCCCUGGAGGACUCCGAAGAACCUUAACCACUCUCUCAGUCCUGUCCUGAGGCCCAGGCUGUUGUGACCACUGACUCUCCCCAGCUAGCAAAAAUAAACACCUGCAAACAGGUGGAA
This is a messenger RNA of Phodopus roborovskii (desert hamster), 645 nucleotides long. RefSeq names its product proline rich acidic protein 1 (gene Prap1). The record is from RefSeq and is a predicted model, not a curated record. The transcript has 5 exons. The coding region runs from base 94 to 555 and encodes 153 amino acids. Lineage: Eukaryota; Metazoa; Chordata; Mammalia; Rodentia; Cricetidae.